Acanthoscelides obtectus is the source of this 1615-nucleotide messenger RNA. Lineage: Eukaryota; Metazoa; Arthropoda; Insecta; Coleoptera; Chrysomelidae. The record is from the annotation of a GenBank genome assembly.
GGUACAUAAUACGGAAAUAUUGGUUAUCCGCUUGGAUUUGAUUUUGGUAUUGGUUAUUAGUAUUUUGACAUGUGUCACGUGUCCUAACCUAAGGGCAAAGCUGUCAAAAUUAUUUUUGUUGACUCGCUCUUAAAGGGAUUUUGAAUGUACAUUAUUUUGAGUAGUUUGCAUUAAUAACCUUCAUUAAUAUGAUAACAGGACAAUACAGGAAUAUUUGGUUUGCAUGCAAAUCUACUCGACAAUUUAACUGAAGCUUCAAGUUGCCCCCCACGUUUCGUAAUGAGUGGAAAACCAAAACCUACAGCAUCCAGCACACCAAAACUUUGUACAGUAAGUCGUCGCAAGCCAAUCCAUCAGGACAGUGUCUCUAUACAGAGCCCCAUAGAAAGGGAACUUAGCAGGUCAACUAGCACUGAGGAGUUCCAUAGUUAUACUGCUGAAUGUAGCAAUUGCAAUGAAAAGUAUAUAGAAGAACGAUUGGUACAACCUGAAAAGGAAUAUGAAAGUUCUAGCUCAGAUGAGGAGAAAAAUAUCAGAAGUUAUUGCUUCAAAUGUGGAUCAAAGUUUAGAUCUACACCCAGAAGGUCACAGCUUGCUAAUGACCCUGAAUAUCAAGAGCAACUUUUGAAAAGGUCCAGGUCAGAAAAGCAGAAAAGGUCCAACAAAAUUCCAGAAUCUAUAGUACAUAGCAGUGAUGAAGUUCAAUUUUAUAUACCAGUAAUAAAAGCUGUACUACUAGUAGUCUUAGUAGUGGUGAUUUCAAUAUCAUAUUGCUUUUCAACCAGAAGUAACGAGGAUUAUUGGAAAAAUUUCAAUGAACUACCUAAAAAAUACUCAAGGCAAUCUGAAGAGUUUUGGAGCACUGUAAAAGUCAUGAUUGAGGAUGUGCAGAAUAUGAACCAGCCAAAAUCCUUAGUUUUUGUAUAUUCUGAAGGUAACUACGCUACUGUGAAAGAAAUAAUAUCAUCCAUAUCACGGCUUGCAAUAUGUAUUCUUUCCAACUGUAAUUCAAGUGUGGUAAAAUUGGUUCCUGAGGAUUUCAGCACCAGAGAGGUUAUGCAUGAUUAUGGGAAGAUCAUAGCCAGAACAAAAGCACCUCUUGCAGAGUCCGGGGUAAUGAUUGUGGAGAAUAUUGAAGGGAUAUCUGGUGAAUCAGCCCAGGCUUUUCAUAGUCUCUGUGACGAGUACAACCCUGUGGUAGGCAAAGCCUUGUUCUUGUUCACAUUGGAAAUGAACAAACCUCCUUCUAAAGAAGCAGUUUUUUCGGUAAUUAGAGACCAAUUGAAAAUAGCUUGGAAAGAUCUCAAUGAAGACAAGUUCCAUCCCUUGGUCACCAGAGUUGCAAAUGUUAUCUUGCCUAUAAUGCCAGAAUAUUAAAAAUGGCUUUUGGAAAUAUAGAUCUUCCUCACAAUAGCAGAUUGAGAAACUGUAAAACGUAAAUAUAUUGUUUGAUCCUGAAAUGGUUGUAUUAUGCAUAGGUUGAAAAGGAGAUUACUGAUAUUAGUGAAAUGGUGAUAUGAUAAUCUGUUUUAUAUGAAAGACUCUGUAUUGUUUGGGGCACAAACUCUCUAUUUUGUACUUAAUGUGUUUUUAUAAUUAAAUAGUGAAAGUUAAA